AUGUCUUUGACGGAUGGAGAUGAAAAUGGGUUCUGGCGGCGCCGGGAUGUCUUCGUCGCCGGCGUUGUUCUCGCCGUUUUCCUCGUGGCCCAAGUCUGGCUACGGCCACAUUCAAAGGCUCGUCAGCGAGAGCCACCGUACAUCAACUCGCGUAUUCCAUUCAUCGGGCAUAUCAUUGGGAUGAUGAGAUAUGGCGCGAAAUACUUUGACAUCGUCAACAAGGAGAAACGACACCCCGUCUUCACUCUACCAAUGCUAUCUACCCGCAACUACAUCGUCUCCGACGCGACCCUAGCCGGACACAUCCAACGCAAUAAUAAGACGCUGUCAUUCUACGCUCUCAUCGUCGAAGUGACGCGCCGCAUCAUUGCCUUCGACAAAAACGCAGCGCGCAUCAGCACGCACAACAUGGACGGCGAGCAUGGGCCCGGCGGCCUCAUGCCGGCAGUACACGAAAUGAUGAACCGACUGCUCGCCCCGGGCCCGGCCCUCGACGCCAUCACAGCACUUCAGAUGGAGCAUUUCACCUCGAUGCUGAACAGCGCCGUUCCCCCACACGGCGAUGCGAUUGUGGCGAACCUUUACGCGUGGCAAAGACAUGUUCUCAGUCUUUGUAAUGCAUACGCAAUCUACGGGCCUGAGAACGCCUUUGCCGUUCAGCCAGAGCUGGAAGAAGACUUUUGGACUUUCGAAGACGGGAUGCUCGGCCUGGUUGUCGAUAUCGUGCCCUCGAUUACCGCUCGAACAGCUCAUUUUGCUCGCAAAAGAGUACUUGAUGGUCUAAUCGAAUACGUGCGUCACGAGCGCUACAAAAAGGCCUGUCCGCUAAUCCAGGAACGGGUACAAACGAAUCUGGCCUUUGGCAUGAGUAAGGAAAUGGCUGGCCAUGCGGAAUUGAUCUUGAUGUUUGGGAUCAUGGGCAAUGCAGUCCCUUCCAAUUUCUGGCUUCUUUCUCACCUCUUCUCCCGACCUGAUCUCCUUGAGCGCAUCCGGAGCGAGCUGGAAUUGGCCCUCGAUUUGAGUUCACCUGCGGAUGGGAGAAAAGAGAUGACCGUCUCCAUUGCAGCGAAGAGAAUCAACAUCAAGUCUUGUCCUUUGCUCUACUCCUGCUACCGCGAAGCCUUACGGGACAUCUCGCUCCUCACGUCGGCACGGAUGGUCAUGAAGGAUACACUCAUCCCCUCUGACGCCACUGGUGAUAAAGGAGAGUACCUUUUACGGGCGAAUUCCAUCGUUCAGAUUGCCGGCGGAGUCAUCCAUCAGGAGCCCAGUAUCUGGGGCGAGGACGCGGAUGAGUUCAAUCCGGAGCGAUUCCUCGUCAAGCAAGCCGGAAACUAUACAUCAACAUCACGCACUGCUUUGCCCCUACCACCUGGCGUACCGUCCUCGGCAUUUCGCGCCUACGGGGGAGGGACAGUGAUUUGUCCCGGACGACACUUUGCGCAAACAGAACUCAUGUUGUUCGCCGCGGUGCUUGCCCUAGGUUUUGAUAUCUUUGAAGCGGAUGGAGCGACGCUGAAAGUGCCCCCGAAAGAUGACACUCGGAUCCCGUUGAGCGUCAUGAAGCCAACGUAUGAUCCUCGAGUGCAGAUCCGUCGACGGCAAGGAUGGGAGGCGGUGCGGUGGGAAGUCGGACUGUAG
Messenger RNA from Neohortaea acidophila, 1641 nucleotides. RefSeq names its product cytochrome P450. The coding region runs from base 1 to 1641 and encodes 546 amino acids. NCBI's taxonomy places the organism in Eukaryota, Fungi, Ascomycota, Dothideomycetes, Mycosphaerellales, Teratosphaeriaceae. The record is from RefSeq and is a predicted model, not a curated record. Gene Ontology annotation, molecular function: monooxygenase activity; iron ion binding; oxidoreductase activity, acting on paired donors, with incorporation or reduction of molecular oxygen. The transcript has 2 exons.